AUGUCGAAAGCUGUUGUCAAGACGACCUUCGAGGCGUCUCGGACCCUUCGUCCUAUCUACACCGGAGGAAGUACUGCGCUGGAUGCCAGUGGGCGAUUGCUGGUCACCUGUGUCGGUGAAGAUGCCCUUGUUGUGGAUCUUGAAACCGGUGAUCAACUGGCCAGCCUCGAAGGAGAUGGAGAAGUCAUUAUCAGCUUGGCCAUCACUCCGUCGGCCUCCCAUGUCAUUGUCUGCUCGCGCUCAAUGGCCAUGCGCAUUUACUCUCUGACGCCUUUCGAUGACACCUCUCGGACGAUUGAAGCGGAACUUGUUCGAAGCCUCAAACCUCAUACGUCGCCGGUUGUCACCACCGCAACGGAUCCUACUAGCACAUUUGUGGCCACUGGUGCCGCCGACGGGUCUAUUAAGAUUUGGGAUGUUCGUCGUGGCUACGCUACGCAUACCUUCCAUGGCCACGGCGGUGUCAUUUCGGCUCUGUGCUUCUUCCAAAUACCGUUCCACGACCAAGAAGACAAGUCUUCUUCUAAGAAGAAAAAGUCGAAAAGCAAAUCAAAUGAUGACGAUUCGGAUGAGGAGAUGGAGGAUACCGGUCUCAACGGUGUGGACUCGGCCGAUAUCCUUCGGUUGGCCUCUGGAGACGAAGAAGGCACAGUACGAGUGUGGGAUUUGAAAAAGAGGAAGCCCAUAGCUACACUUGAAUCCCACGUGUCGGUGGUCCGAAGCUUGUCCUACUCUCCGGCGGAGAAUGCGCUGCUGUCUGCUGCGCGAGACAAGACCGUGAUCGUUUGGGAUGUUCGCACAUUCAAGACGCGUAGGAUCAUUCCGGUCUUGGAGAGUGUGGAAGCGGCUACUUUUGUUGACGACAGUGGGCUGUGCGUGGUUGGAGGCGAGAAUGGUAAAUUGCGCGUAUGGGACUGCAACCGAGGAGGAGAGGUGACCCAUGAGCAAGAAGCGGGAGAGGAUUUCGAGGCAGUCGUGGCCAUUCAAUAUUCCCCGGGUAUGCCGUUCGCUAUAACAGUCCAUGCGGACCAGACACUGCGUCUUCACUCGCUCGAACCUCUGUCCAACCUCAAGCCCGGCUCUUCGAUUGAGCCGCUUCCCGUUAUCAGGCGUAUCUCUGGUAACGACGACGAUAUCAUCGAUCUUGCUUAUGUCGGGCCUGACCGGUCCAUGCUUGCACUUGCUACAAACACCGAGAGUAUCCGAGUCGUUUCGGUAGGACCGUCAAACGACCGGCCGUCUGUCAGUGAAGAGGAUUAUUUUGGUGCGGACGUCACUCAUCUGGAAGGCCAUGACGACAUUAUCAUCUGUAUCGAUGUGGACUGGUCCGGUCACUGGUUAGCCACAGGUGCCAAGGAUAACACGGCACGUCUUUGGCGUUUAGACCCAAAGACUUCGUCCUACGCCUGCUUCGCAGUCUUGACGGGUCAUGCUGAGUCUUUGGGCGCUAUCAGCUUCCCUCGCGUCCCUCCGCCAGCCAACACCCCGGCGCAUGAUGACCCCGUGAAUCACCCCCCAUCUUUCCUCCUCACUGGUUCCCAAGAUCGUACCAUCAAGCGAUGGGACCUGGGAAAACUGACCCCUCUUCAAUCCUCGAAACCACACUCUGCUAAGGCGAUAUACACCCGCAAAGCUCACGAAAAGGAUAUCAAUGCCCUGGAUGUCAACUCGUCCUCCACCCUAUUUGCGUCUGCCUCGCAGGACCGUACAGUCAAGAUCUGGUCCGCCGACGAUGGAGAGGUAAUUGGUGUCUUGCGCGGUCACAAAAGAGGUGUCUGGUCUACACGCUUCGCGCCCCGGGGUACUCCCAUUCUCACCACCGAAGCUCGGAGUAGCACAAACAGAGGUUUGAUUGUCACAGGAUCUGGUGACAAGACCGUCAAGGUCUGGAGCUUGUCGGACUACAGCUGUCUCCUUACGUUCGAAGGUCACACCAACAGUGUGCUCAAAGUCCUUUGGCUCCCGCCUCCGGACCUGUCUAGCAAGGAUGAGGAUGAAGAAGAUGAGUCGGCCCCGACUCCGAACGUGGCAGCUCAAGCACGGCCGCUCGUUGCGUCUGCUGCUGCCGAUGGUCUCGUCAAGGUCUGGUCUCCUUAUAGCGGAGAACUAGAAACCACACUCGAUAACCACACGGAUCGAGUGUGGGCCCUCGCCAGUCCCACGCCAUCUGGCUCGCGUGCCGAUGCUUUGACUUCGUCCACCCAGAACAGCUCUUGCCCCUUUGCGCUUGCCUCUGGCUCUGCCGAUUCCACCGUCACAUUCUGGACCGACACUACCUCUGCCACCUUUACUGCCACCGUCAGCGCAAACUCUGCCCGCGUCGAACAGGACCAGCAGCUGGAGAACUACAUCAGGGCAGGCGCUUACCGCGAAGCCAUCACGUUGGCCCUUCAACUCAACCACCCAGGACGACUUCUUUCUCUCUUCACAGCCGCCAUCGAUGCCGCUGAUGACCCUUACUCCACUGAUCCCAAGAAGGAAGAACGCGCCAACAGCUUGACCGGCGAUCCCUCCAUCGAUCACGUCCUUCAAACCCUCGGCUCCGAACACCUGCGUAACCUCCUUAUCCGCCUGCGCGACUGGAACACCAACGCGCGCACCUCGCGGGUGGCUCAGCGCAUCCUCUUCGCUCUAUUCAGGUCCUAUCCCGCCUCGACUUUCACCGAGCUCGCAAGCUCCACUAUCGCCAGGCGCAGUGACAACGGCCGUACCGCAGCCGCCAUGAAGGACAUCCUACAGGCAUUAGCCGCGUACACCGAACGUCACUAUCGUCGGGUCGAAGAGCUCACGGACGAGAGCUACCUUGUUGAAUGGGUCUUGGGAGAGAUGGACGGUGGAAUCGGGUUAGGGGCACUGGGUGUUCCGGAAUCGGACGAUGUCCCUGAACAUGAAAAGGAUGUGCUCAUGCAUGGAGCAUAA
Molecule: messenger RNA, 2919 nt
Organism: Aspergillus affinis
Lineage: Eukaryota; Fungi; Ascomycota; Eurotiomycetes; Eurotiales; Aspergillaceae
Product: U3 snoRNA-associated protein UTP13
Exons: 3
Coding region: 1-2919 (972 amino acids)
Biological process (GO): endonucleolytic cleavage in 5'-ETS of tricistronic rRNA transcript (SSU-rRNA, 5.8S rRNA, LSU-rRNA); endonucleolytic cleavage to generate mature 5'-end of SSU-rRNA from (SSU-rRNA, 5.8S rRNA, LSU-rRNA)
Cellular component (GO): small-subunit processome; nucleolus; 90S preribosome
Molecular function (GO): U3 snoRNA binding; protein binding
Source: RefSeq, a predicted model, not a curated record